UACAGCGAGAUGUAGCAGUCACAGGCGUCAAGGAACUUCUAAGAACAGGAUUAUAAGUUCGUGUUGGUGAUUACCGUGACUUUUAGCCAUUGAUAUGAUAUGAUGUACUGGAGAUGUGUGACGGUUUACAACGUCAUAGUCAAACAAAGAGGAACUUUGGAACGUUGGAAUGAUUACUGCUCCCCUUGGCAGAUUAUGGAUACACCGAGGUUCGUUUUAUGUAAAUACAUGUGGAAUGCAUGUCGAAUUCAAAAUAUGAAUUCUUGGCUUCAGUUUUGAAGAUGAAGGACUAAUCAUCAGCGAGGAACAGUUAGAGAACGAAAAUGACUGACACCAUUGGGUAUAACACCAGUCUAUAUUCCUCUAUGGCCUUUCUGGCACAGAGUGACGAGGACUUGUGCAACGGAGACGUCAACUGCAGUGACAUCACGGGGCGAGGUGCAGGACAGAGAACAGCAAUGGAGGAACCAAUAUGGACACCGGAUGUUAUUCAAAGAGUUGUCUCCCUUCUUUUCAUAAUGCUAUUGACCUUAGUUGGAAACACUAUCAUAAUCAUAGUGCUGACUUGUAGCCGUUACCGAAAGCGCUACAGUCGAGUGAAUAUUUUUAUCGUGAAUCUAGCUAUUGGGGAUUUAACAGUGUGCUUCUGUACAAUGACAACUGAGAUUCUAUUUGUUGCUUUUGGACAGUGGGUCCUUGGACCAGCUGCGUGUAAGAUUCUCACCUACAUACAGAUCGUGACGUUGGCCAGCACGACAUUCAUACUGACGGCAAUGAGCUUCGACCGAUACAUGGCAAUUUGUCAACCGCUUGUGUACCGUGCCACAACGUCGCGUGCUAAGAAGAUGAUUGUGGCUUCGUGGAUUUCUGCUUUUGUGUUGGCUAUUCCUCAAAUGUUUAUUUUCCUCCAGACCGAGGAUAAAGAAACGCAUAAAUUGAAGUGUUCCAGUGCAGGCUAUACGGCCUGGUGGCAGAGGAAGCUAUACUUCUCCUUCAUGACUUCCUAUAUUCUUGUUGUACCAGCUGUGUUCAUCUCUUACUGUUACAUCAAUGUAGUUCUUGUCGUAUGGAGACAGGGAAGGGAUAUUGCAGCAUCGAAAGAAAGCAACCUCACCCUACGGCGUUCGAUAGCGGACAAUAAAGCCAUCCCUCGAGCAAAGAUAAAGACGAUUAAGAUGACAUUUAGCAUCAUUGCGAGUUUCAUUGCGUGCUACACUCCUUACUUCGUUACGACCUUGAUACGGGUGUACAGUGAAUAUAAGUACAAGAUUCCCAAAUCUGUUAUGGCGUUUGCCGAAACAAUAGCAUUGCUACAGAGUGCUAUUAAUCCGCUUUUGUAUGGAAUAUUUAACAUCAAACUCAAGAGAGGAUUAAUGGAAGUUUUCUGCCCUAAUAAGCUUAUUCGGACCACCAGCCUGAAGAGUAACGGUAUGACCGAGUGUAUGUCUGUGACAGAGGAUUAUCAAGCCACGAACGCUAAACGACACUCUGCAUUCUCAGCACGAUAUAGAGAUCCCGCUUCAACAUCAAGUAGUAGCUCACAUGAAAGGGUGAAAGGUGUUAUCAUCACCGAGGAAAAUAAAAAUGGAUUCAAACUCAGAGUAAGGUUUGCAUCUAAAGAUACCUUUUUGGGCGAACGCCAUAGUUCAGACGGUGGAGAACAAAGAUCUUGUGACGUUGCUCACAUCAAGACAACGUGUAUGUGAUUCUAGGAUUACAUUAUAUUUAUCGCCCCCUGUGAAAUACUACUGACCAUAAAUUUAAACAUCACAUGGAAUACCCUUCCUUCAUUGUGAUGUUAUCUUGGAAACCAAAGGUGUUCUUGCAGUGCUCUUCGCUCAACCAUGGCGCUAUCCAUGCAUGUGACUUCAUCUAUAUGCAUGCCUUACAUAUGUAGACGAUAUUCAUUCCGUUACUAUAGCGCACACAUGGUGCGUAAAACUAAGAUGCAUGGUACAACCAUUCCAGAUCAGAUUUUAAGCUCUCUGUAAGGCGUAGACUAUACUACGUCGUGCGCACAAACGUUUUAUUAUGAAACUAUUUUAUAUAUUAUAUGUAUACCAACCCAAGACUUAAAAGUAACCUUACGUAAAUACGUAUAGUCCUUUUGCAGUGAAAACGUACCGAUGAAUUUCAAUUUAAACAAAAAAGUAAAUCGGAUAAAGUGGAAUUACAA
This is a messenger RNA of Haliotis rubra (blacklip abalone), 2176 nucleotides long. Its product is annotated as gonadotropin-releasing hormone II receptor-like. Lineage: Eukaryota; Metazoa; Mollusca; Gastropoda; Lepetellida; Haliotidae. Gene Ontology annotation, molecular function: G protein-coupled receptor activity; peptide binding. Gene Ontology annotation, cellular component: membrane. Bases 324 to 1706 code for a protein of 460 amino acids. Gene Ontology annotation, biological process: G protein-coupled receptor signaling pathway. The record is from RefSeq and is a predicted model, not a curated record. The transcript has 2 exons.